Momordica charantia (bitter melon) is the source of this 740-nucleotide messenger RNA. Its product is annotated as histone H2A. The record is from RefSeq and is a predicted model, not a curated record. Gene Ontology annotation, molecular function: protein heterodimerization activity; structural constituent of chromatin; DNA binding. Gene Ontology annotation, cellular component: nucleosome. NCBI's taxonomy places the organism in Eukaryota, Viridiplantae, Streptophyta, Magnoliopsida, Cucurbitales, Cucurbitaceae.
CCUUGACAUUGUUAUAUCCAGGGAGCCCCCGAUAUUUCUCUAAUCCCUGCAACUGAACUGCAACUGCGUUUGAUUUUCCGGCGACGGGGUCAAAUUCCGAUGGAGACCGGCGGGAAGUUGAAGAAGGGAGCAGGAGGGAGAAAGGGCGGCGGCCCGAAGAAGAAGCCGGUUUCACGUUCCGUCAAGGCCGGCCUCCAGUUUCCUGUCGGUAGGAUCGGUCGAUACUUGAAGAAUGGGAGGUAUGCUCGACGUGUCGGAACCGGAGCUCCGGUAUACUUGGCCGCCGUUCUCGAGUAUCUCGCCGCCGAGGUGCUGGAGUUGGCUGGAAAUGCAGCCCGAGACAACAAGAAGAACAGGAUAAUUCCUCGGCAUGUAUUGCUGGCCAUAAGGAACGAUGAGGAGCUUGGGAAAUUGCUUGCUGGUGUAACGAUUGCGCAUGGUGGUGUUCUUCCAAACAUUAAUCCAGUGCUGUUGCCCAAGAAAAGUGAGAAGGCAGUCACGAAAGAACCAAAAUCCCCAUCAAAGGUCACCAAGGCAACAAAAUCCCCGAAGAAGGCUUAGAUUUCCUCUCAAAAAACUUGACUUGUUCGUCCCCCAUUUGUAUGUACUUUGGCUUUUAGGAUCAUCUUCUGUGUUGUUUAUCAAUGUAAGCUCAGAAUUGAUGAAAUUCUAGACUCUGUAUUCCUCCCACCAUCUUAAUGAUAAAACUCUGUACUGGUUAUGAUUGUCUCACCCAUCAA